Messenger RNA from Cladocopium goreaui, 649 nucleotides. Lineage: Eukaryota; Dinophyceae; Suessiales; Symbiodiniaceae. The record is from the annotation of a GenBank genome assembly.
AUGUCUGCCGGCAAGACCUCUCUAGUGUCCAUUGAUGCAGGGCAAAGACAUCCAGCUUCUCCAAGCGCACCCGGAGAGGACAUCCUGGGACCCCCUGCAGCUUGGCAGAACGGUGACGUCCGUCAGGCCUUCAGGUUUAAGCAUGGCUCCAGAUGGGGGAUGCUAGGCCCAAGAUGUGGAGAGAACUUCAACCAGGACCGAACUUUACAGAGGUGCCUUCCGACGAAAGAUCUUUCUGCCAAGGGUGCGGCUCCAAGGCCUCGCGCUCGGGUCGUACGCGUCGUGCGCGCAGCCACUGCACUGGCCUUGGGCGGUGUUGUCUUGGUCUUAGGUACAGAACUCACAGGUCUCAACCUUGCAUUCAGGUUCCAUAUGGCCACCUUCGCGGCGGCUGAACAGGCCAUUGAGAGCAACCUGGGCCAUGCGGCGCCAGACACCACGGUGCCCUUGUCCGCCCAGGUCGGCUGGAACUUCCCUGUGAUUCCGGAGGGGGCUGAGACCACCAUUAUUCCAGUGGCCUUUCCCGUGGACAGUUUGCCCAAAGAGAAGCAAGCUCGACUGGUGCAGGAGAUGGAGAUCUUCGCGGUCUUGGGCCUGGCUCUGAUGAUCUGGAUGCUUCCCUUCUUCUUCAUCAACCGCGGCUUAUGCU